Messenger RNA from Eruca vesicaria subsp. sativa (arugula), 468 nucleotides. The record is from the annotation of a GenBank genome assembly. Lineage: Eukaryota; Viridiplantae; Streptophyta; Magnoliopsida; Brassicales; Brassicaceae.
AUGAGGAAAGGCCAAGUCUUGGAGGUAUCUAACAUGAGCAUUGAAGAGUUAGGUCUUCACAUGACCCAAGAUAUUCUUCUUGAAGUUGAUGGGAGCUCAGAAGUAAAUGAUGAGCAACCUCUGGAAGAAAAACCUUCAGGAUUAGCAGGACUGGUUAAUUUGGGAAACACCUGCUACAUGAACAGCGCUCUUCAGUGUUUGGCACACACACCUCCCAUACUUGAAUACUUCUUGCGAGUUCACUCUAAAGAUGAGCUUGCUAAGGCGUUUGGUGAGCUCUUGAAGGAGUUAUGCCACUCAGGAAGUAAUGCAGCUGCACCGCGAGUUUUCAAGACAAAACUUAGUUGCUCCACAGUUCAGUGGUUACAUUCAACACGAUUCUCAUCGUAUCGGAGGAAUCAGAUGCAGAAAAAAUCAGGAAAGUUAAAACUUGAAAUGCUUCAUGGAGGGCAAGGAAGAAGCCACUAA